AUGGGAAGAAGUUCAUAUCCAUGUUGUUAUACAACUAAGUUGUCCAUUUUUUUUGGAGGAGAAUAUUCAGAUGAAUUAGAGGAAAUAAAGGCAAUAACUAUUGCUGAUUUUCUUAAAAAUACAUUGCAAUUCCCCUUUAAACACAUAAAAAAAAAGGAUGAUUGGGGGUUUGGGUUCGUGCACUUUGAGAACGAAGUGGAGAGAGAUAAUUUUUUUAAUUAUGUAAAAGAACAAUCUUUUACAGGAUCACGUGGAAAAAUAUUAAAUUUUAACAGAGCAAAAGCAAAAAAAGUGCAUUAUAGAGACGAUGAUAUUGAAGUGCAACCGUUAUUGCACAUUCCGUCUCAGUCACAAUCGGAAACCUUGCAGUCACAAACCUCGCAGUCACAAACCUCGCAGAUGCAGUUGCAGUUGCAGUUGCAAACCUCACAAACCUCGCAGUCACAAACUUCGCAGUCGCAGUUACAAACUUCGCCGCAAUAUAAUAUUUUUGAAUCAAGCGAUGAAUUAAUCGUCUAUAUUCAAGCGAUUACUGUUGAAAAAAACAGCAUUGAAAUAGAAACAAAUAAUUUUGAAGCAAGGAACAUAUACGUCAAAUUCAAGUAUAACCAGGAAAUUGAAGCAGGUCUUCAAUGUAAAAAAGGAAGUUUCCAUAUACUGAAAGAUGAGAUCGAAAUUUCAAUACACCUUCCAAAAAGGUAUCUAAAAUAUCCAUCGCGUAAUAUAUCAUCAAAUAUUAAACAAAAUACUAUUAACACUUCAUCAUCAAAAAUCCCACAAAUUUCUCAAUCUAUUCCUAAAAUCCACUUACCAAAAUCGGUAGCAAAUUUGCCAAAAUUGAGUCGGCAACCAUUAGAUGAAACUGAGAGAGAUUUAAAGGUCGAAAACGAAAAAUUAAAGGCUCAUGUUGAAGAGUUAGAAACGAAAUUAAAUAAAAUUUUCCUAGAAUUAAAGGAAACCCAAGAUCUAAACGAAACAUUAAUAGCGAUCAACGAAGAAUUCAGAAAAAAAAAUGAUGAUCUCUAUAAAAAGUUAGAAAUAUACAAAAACCUUCGCAAACCAAGUAUUGUGGAGAAAGGAAAAAGCACCCGUAAACAUGCGAGGUAUCAUCAUAUGAAUUUUAUUAGUUUUAAAAAACAUUUGCAUAAUUACCCUUAUUUACCGAUGUUAGGUCAGAUGAAUAUAAAAGAGAAUAUGAAGAAAAAAUGUCAGAUAAUAAAUGAACGAAAAGCCGCAAGGGGAAUUAAAUUUCUUCAUCCGAAUAAUUGCGAGGGGACAUCAGAUUUUCACUGGUAG
Molecule: messenger RNA, 1296 nt
Organism: Rhizophagus irregularis DAOM 181602=DAOM 197198
Lineage: Eukaryota; Fungi; Glomeromycota; Glomeromycetes; Glomerales; Glomeraceae
Source: RefSeq, a predicted model, not a curated record